AUGCGUGGCUCCAGCAGCACUGACUCCAAACCAGGACGUCUGCGCCACUCUAUGUCCUUCACCCACCUGUGUCGGCCACGCCGGCCUAAAGCCCGGCCCCCUGUCCGGGUGGUUAUUUAUAAGCCCCGCCCGCGACCCGAUUCUUCAUUCGUAACGGUGGGCAUCGCAACUUCAGGAAGAACAAUGUCUGUUAUGUUGAGGACUCUGAGCCGGUCGGGUCGUUAUGCCAUACGAAGUGAAGCCGAGCUGCAGUCGCGAGUGAACAUCAGCAGCAAACGAGCCAAAGAAGAGAUCGGAGCGGCCAAGUCCAUCUUCACCAUUAUGGUCUUCACAGUAACGCUGUUGGGCCCAGCUGGCUGGAUUUUGUAUCACCUGCCGGACUACAAGACACGGUCUCCACCGGACUGAAGCCCCUCACAGUCACCUCAGUGGAAAAGAAAAGCAGAAAAAGAAAAGUGCAGCUGUAAAAUUGCAGGAAUAAAGUGAAGUCCACAAAU
Erpetoichthys calabaricus (reedfish) is the source of this 497-nucleotide messenger RNA. RefSeq names its product COX8 domain-containing protein. The transcript has 3 exons. The record is from RefSeq and is a predicted model, not a curated record. NCBI's taxonomy places the organism in Eukaryota, Metazoa, Chordata, Cladistia, Polypteriformes, Polypteridae. The coding region runs from base 1 to 408 and encodes 135 amino acids. Gene Ontology annotation, biological process: mitochondrial electron transport, cytochrome c to oxygen. Gene Ontology annotation, cellular component: mitochondrion.